AUGUAUUGCUCCCUAACAUCUUCCAGAAAAGAUGUCAUUGUCCGGCAUACCAGAAACUUCCAUCACGGCCUUGGUAAUAGAAAGUCUUCUGGCUUUCGGGGCAGGCGUCGCACCAAUUCACAUCCCGGAGCUUCUCGCCCAAGAGGCUCAAAGAAUGGUUCUGCGCGAGCAUCGCCUGCCACGACGACGGCUCGGGGACAGCAAAAUCGCCAUUCAGAGGGACUUGACCAUGUGAUCGAGGAGCGCGACGAGUCGCCGACAAACAAUGAAGUAGACGGAUCUCAAAGCAGCCAGGCUAAUUCUCUGGACAUUGCCAUGCCCUCGCAGCCCGACAUGUUUCCCCCCUAUAUUUCAGGGAGUCCCUUAGAAUUCAAUGCUUCAUUCAUGGACCCCGAGCUCAUCAACACAAAUCUUUCGGCCAUGUUCGACCUCGACGCGCUCCUGGCUGAUGCCCAAGGACUUUUUGGCCAGGUCUCAAACUGCAAUCCCCCAGAGAUACCGAUCCUAGCCCUGGAACCGCCGAUACCCAACAGACCGGCCAUUCUCGACCAGUCAGACAACCCUCCUAGCCCGCGCAAUCUUGUGCCAAACGACGAUAAAUGCGAGAAUGCUUGGGCCAACCUCACCAAAUAUCCGGUCCACAUACUCGCUUCGCUUCGCUUUCCUUCAAAAUAUGCAGUGAGACGGUUCGUCAAGGCUUUUUUUAAGCAUAUUUCUCCUCAUAUACCCAUAAUACACGAACCGACCUUUGACAUCGCAACGACGCCAUCUCCCCUCCUGCUUGCUCUAAUGGCCUGCAGCGCUGUGUAUCUUGGUGAAUACUCCAGAGCUACAUCGAUGCAUACCAUCUCUGUACAGCUUGUCUUCGAGCAUGAACGGAUGGUUGCUUUCAACAAGGCUGAUCCCGAGACUCUGACGUGGAUGCUGCAGACAUAUUUACUCCUCGCCUAUUUUGAGAUUCACUGCGGCUCAGAGGACAAAAGAGGCCAUGCGUUCCCUCACUGCGUCAAGCUUGUACAAGAAGCACUCAGCGACCUGCAGGCGAGCCCGCCAGCCACGUACAAAGAUUGGGUACGCUGGGAGAGUCUAAACAGGUGCAUCUCGUCUACGAUUCUUAUAGGUGGCACUGUCUGCUCCAAAGAACAAGAAGCGUGGAUUCCAACCCCUAUGGUCGAAGCCAGAUUCGCUCUGCCGUCAAGCAACGCAGAGUGGCUAAAAGAAGAGUCCAGCUGGGGCACGCCGACCGAAGUUCUAUACAGCAACGAUGCACUGGAUAGCAUCAUCGGCGGUCAAACACCAUCCAUGCCAGUGAGCGAAUUUGGUCUCGUAACCAUUGCAGCUGCCCUUCUCUACAGGAUAUGCUCAUUUGAGCUACUAACAGGCUCACGCGACGGGGAACUCUACGCAGAAUUCGGCAAGAAGAUGGAGCAGUCGUUGAAAGUUCUCGAUGCGAUUCUCAAAGCUCGUAUGGUCCAAUAUGAAGGCGGACUGGCACCGAAUCCCACUGUUCACUGCGCCAGAUCAUUACUGAACUCAGCUUUCUACCAUCUCUACGCUAGUGUUCCGCUGUCUGUCAUGAAGAAGAUACUCUGGUCGCCCGCCAGCCUCGAUGAUCCAGAAAUCAGGAACGUUUUAAACGUGGCCAUCUCGCCUGAACUCUACCAGGCACUCCUGAAUGCCGCGGAUCAGCUACAAUUCGACUGCCGGGUGGGUUUAUCUUACAUCAAAAAAUUAGCACCCAUAAUCUUCGGGCCUGAAAGUGCGGUCGGCGCCUUAGAGGGCUGCCUCCUUCUGUGUUGGUACCUUCAAUUCGCGCAAUCUCGUGUAUCGGAGAACGGGUCACGCGAUAUUCUUAAUGCAUCAAUAAAUGAGAGCUUUGCAGAGGUUGUGGACCUGCAACUGGAGGAUCAUGGCCUACAAUCAGUCUUACCGCUUGCCGUGUCAGCAGAGCUUCUCUCGGAUGGCUCCGUGUGGAAAUGGCCUCCUGCCGUGUCGCAAAAGCUGAAAUCAUUGAUUAAGAAAUUAGAGGAUUCAGACAAUACCAUACAUGUUGCAACGGCUAACCCACUAUAG
Molecule: messenger RNA, 2073 nt
Organism: Fusarium mangiferae
Lineage: Eukaryota; Fungi; Ascomycota; Sordariomycetes; Hypocreales; Nectriaceae
Exons: 7
Coding region: 1-2073 (690 amino acids)
Biological process (GO): DNA-templated transcription; regulation of transcription by RNA polymerase II
Cellular component (GO): chromatin
Molecular function (GO): DNA-binding transcription factor activity, RNA polymerase II-specific; zinc ion binding; RNA polymerase II cis-regulatory region sequence-specific DNA binding
Source: RefSeq, a predicted model, not a curated record